Messenger RNA from Periophthalmus magnuspinnatus, 1609 nucleotides. RefSeq names its product aquaporin 9b (gene aqp9b). Bases 90 to 956 code for a protein of 288 amino acids. The transcript has 6 exons. Lineage: Eukaryota; Metazoa; Chordata; Actinopteri; Gobiiformes; Gobiidae. Gene Ontology annotation, biological process: glycerol transmembrane transport; water transport. Gene Ontology annotation, molecular function: water channel activity; glycerol channel activity; urea transmembrane transporter activity. Gene Ontology annotation, cellular component: plasma membrane; basolateral plasma membrane. The record is from RefSeq and is a predicted model, not a curated record.
AGGCGGCAACCUGCAACCAGUCUCACACUGCUCAGACUCUGCUGCUCGGGACACACAUCAAACCUAAACCUGCGGUGACAAAUAAAAACAUGGAGGACGAUAACAAGAAGAGGAUGAAGGAGAAAUUUGGCCUGAGGCGGGAUAUCUUUAAAGAGUUCUUGGCGGAGUUUCUGGGGAUAUUUGUCUUGAUACUCUUUGGAUGUGGUUCAGUGGCCCAGACUGUGCUGAGUAAAGGGGCUCUGGGGGAGCCCUUGACCAUCCACAUUGGCUUCACUCUGGGAGUCAUGAUGGCCGUCUACAUGGCAGGAGGAGUGUCAGGAGGUCAUGUAAACCCUGCUGUUUCCCUGGCCAUGGUGAUCCUGGGUAAACUUCCUGUCAAGAAGUUCCCUAUUUAUGUAGCAGCCCAGUUCCUUGGAGCAUUUGCAGGAUCCUGUGCUGUCUUUGGGCUCUACUAUGAUGCUCUGAUGGAGUACACCACUGGAGAAUUUGCAGUUACUGGUCCAAAUGCAACAGCCAACAUAUUUGCUUCAUAUCCAGCGAAACAUCUGUCAGUCCUUAAUGGAUUUGUUGAUCAGGUAAUUGGAACUGCAGCACUGAUCCUCUGUAUCUUGGCCAUCACUGACAAGAGGAAUCUUGGGGCUCCUAAAGGCAUGGAGCCGCUGUGCAUUGGCUUGGCCAUUACUGCCAUUGCAGUGUCUAUGGGCCUGAACUGUGGUUAUCCCAUCAACCCGGCCAGAGACCUGGGCCCGCGCUUCUUUACUGCUGUGGCCGGCUGGGGCAUGGAUGUGUUCAGGGCUGGGGGCUGCUGGUGGUGGAUUCCAGUGGCGGCGCCGAUGGUAGGUGGAGCUGUGGGAGCUGGAGUUUACUUCCUGUUUGUGGAGCUGCACCACCCUGAACCCGAGAAACAGGCCGAGAACAACAUCUCUGACAAGUAUGAGAUGGUCACCAUGAGUUAGGCCCCGACAUAAACAAGCACAAGACAAAAGUACAGAUAAGAGCAAAAUGAGUUUCCUUUAAGUACAACUGCUCGGCUACGACUGUGAUAAAGCACUACUUGAACAAUGUUUUUUAGCUGUUUAUAAAAAACAAUUACAUUUGUAUAUAAUAGUUAUGGUCGUACGUUAUUAUUUUUGCAUCUCUAUGACUCCGCUGCACUUUUGUUUUAUAUGUUUUGCCUGAAUAUUACAGUUAUUGGCAGUUCACUUAGAAACCCUACAGCCAAUAUUGCAUUUGUAUUUAUCCACACAAGUUUUUUCUUUUUGACUGAUUUCUUUUAUUAUAGUUGCAAUUGUUUAAGAGUAGUAUUUUUGUAUACAGUGUUUUGUAUCCGCAGUGUGAAUGUGCUCACUGAUGGCUGGCUCCUCCAUAUGUGUCAUUUUUACACAUCUGAUAUAAAACAUGCAUGGUUUAUAUGCCUGUUUGUUCAACUGUUAUGAGAAGUUUACAAUGGACAAAUCCUCAGUGACACUGUGAAUUUGUGGUGUAUUUUUUUUUUCCAUUUCUUGUAUUAAUACAAUUUAUAUGUUUGUAACACCUUUCAUGGUCUAAAAUAUUUAUUGUAGCUAAGCCAAUCUGUUAAAAUGACAUUAAUGUAGAGCAUUAAAUGUUG